AUGGAUCAGGCCAAGCUGGCGAAGAUGCAGGCGAGCGUGCGGAUUGGGUUGGAGCUCCUCUGGCUUCGGCGAGCGAUGAGCUUCGGCGGGCUUCUGACUGUGAUUUCAAUGGCUAACUCGAAUUUUCUUCUGUUUACAGGAGGCAAGGGUACUCCCCGCCGCAAGGUCAAGAAGGUCACCCGCAACUCCGGAGCCGACGACAAGAAGCUCCAGGCCGCCCUGAAGAAGCUGAACGUCCAGCCCGUCCAGCAGGUCGAGGAAGUCAACAUGUUCAAGGAGGACGGCAACGUCAUUCACUUCGGCGCCCCCCGCGUCCACGGCGUCCCCUCCGCCAACACCUACGCCCUCUACGGCGCCGGCGAGGAGAAGGAGCUGACUGAGCUUGUCCCCGGUAUCUUGAACCAGCUCGGCCCCGACUCCCUGGCUUCCCUCCGUAAGCUCGCUGAGAGCUACCAGAACAUGCAGAAGGCUCAGGGUGAGAAGAAGGAUGACGAUGAGGAUGAUAUUCCUGAGCUGGUUGAGGGCGAGAACUUCGAGAACAAGCCUGAGUAA
Penicillium argentinense is the source of this 552-nucleotide messenger RNA. RefSeq names its product nascent polypeptide-associated complex subunit family protein. The record is from RefSeq and is a predicted model, not a curated record. Lineage: Eukaryota; Fungi; Ascomycota; Eurotiomycetes; Eurotiales; Aspergillaceae. The transcript is spliced from 5 exons. Gene Ontology annotation, cellular component: cytosol; nascent polypeptide-associated complex. The coding region runs from base 1 to 552 and encodes 183 amino acids.